This is a messenger RNA of Syngnathus typhle (broad-nosed pipefish), 4084 nucleotides long. RefSeq names its product DALR anticodon binding domain containing 3 (gene dalrd3). Lineage: Eukaryota; Metazoa; Chordata; Actinopteri; Syngnathiformes; Syngnathidae. The coding region runs from base 1535 to 3277 and encodes 580 amino acids. The transcript is spliced from 13 exons. Gene Ontology annotation, biological process: tRNA C3-cytosine methylation; arginyl-tRNA aminoacylation. The record is from RefSeq and is a predicted model, not a curated record. Gene Ontology annotation, molecular function: arginine-tRNA ligase activity; tRNA binding; ATP binding.
UCGGGCCUCCAGCUGGUUAGGGGCUCCGUUUCCAUCCCACCACGCAUAAGACAUCUCAACACCUGAGCUGCCCAUAUCCCAUAGUUUGUGAUUCCUAAUUGAAUUUGAUGGUUUAUAGUAGUACAAACACCAACUGAUGUAUUUUUUAUUUAUUUUUUUGGCUUCAGGAUUGCUGUACCGAAAACAUGUUUGGAAGACUCGUUGGUGAUUUUCCUCAAUGACACGUUUUCUCCCGGCUUGCUUAGCCAACAGAAUGCAACCGGGAAUCCCGUGUCAGUAAAGAAUGACACCAAAUAUAAAUCUUCAUUAGUAGCCUAUGUGGAAUUUUAAUGCAACCAUACUAUCUCUCAGAUUACAUUUACCACAUUAUAUUUCUUUCAGAUGUUUAUAAGACUGUCUACAAGAAAUGAUCACAAAUAAAUACAUUAUUAUCUCCAUGAUACAUUUCUGUAUUAUUAUUACUAUUAUUAUUAUUCAUAUUAUUAUUGCUGUUGGCAGCACAAUGGAACACUGGUUAGCACCUCUGCCUCACAGUUCAAAGGUGUGGGGUUUGAUUCCAGCUCUGGUCUUCUCGUGUAGAGUUUGCAUGUUCUUCCAUGCCUGCAUGGGUACUCUCGGGUACUCCGUUCUCCUGCCAGACUCCAACAAGAGGCAUGGUAGGCCAGAAAUUGAGAGUAGGUGUUAUUGUGAGUGUGACUGGUUGUUCAUCUAUGUGUGGCCUGCAAUUGGUUGGUGACCAGUUCAGGGUGUAUCCCGCCUACUGCCCGAAGUCAACUGGGAUAGGCUUUAUAAGAAAACACUAAAUUGGUGUAAAUAGCAUGAAUGCUUGUUUGCCUAUCUAUCACAAAGGUGUCAAACUCAAAGCCCGGGGGCCUGAUACAGCCCGCCACAUCGUUUUAUGUGGCCCGGAAAGACAAAUUGUGCAUCAAAUCCGUGUCAUUACUAGAAUUGCAAAUUGUCUUCACUUUUAAUAUAUAUAUUUUUUGGUCAAUUUCAAAUUUGACCUAGUUUGAAACCAACUACCAAACCCGAACCCUAGUUUCAAACCCUAAUUUUAAACACUUCCCGUAGUUAGAAACCCUAACUAUACUUGGGGAGGUACUGGGUCGAUCCGUAUGUUUCCACUCCAGCUUCUAUUACAUCAAAUACUAUUCACUCAAAUCCAGUAAAUUAUGUACAGUAUUACUUUAUGUUUAAAUUCUCACACAUUUGCGUCCACAUUAACGCAUUUUACCAUUCACACGUAAUUUCAACCGAAAUUGCACACUUUCUCGUUAUUAUGCCUUGCCACGGUCGGUCCAACGCGGAAACACGCCCGAUGGGGAAGACGAGUUGGAGCUUUACGUUCCGGUUGGGAAGGGGGGGCAAUGCGCCCGACCACUUUAGCCAAUAUCUGACAUCGACGAGUACUCGAUAGUUCCCGGGUUAUGUCGGCCGCCUCCACGCUUGAAUGAAUCCUGAUUUCCAUUCACCACGACCGCGUCUGUAUUAGCAUGUCGCGGAUGUGUUUUUAGCUGCAACCGUUUGUGUUGUUAUGAUAGCAGCGAUGGAGAACAUCGAGGAGUCGUCUUCGCCCCUCCGUAUCGCUCCCACGGUCCGAGCGCUGAGCUCCGCACUGCGGGCCAAGCUUGUCUAUGCCCACGACUCUGGUCGAAGGGACAGCGAGAGGAUGUUACCGGACCCGGAGAAGGAGAAGCUGUGGUUUAAGGAGAGCAACGCCAGGAACCUCCGAACUCGAGACUUUUUGUCGCCGAGUACUAUGCUCAACACGCUCUAUGCGGACGGACAGGUUCCUCCGGCAGUGAUGUCUAGGAUCCUGUCUGUCCAAGGCCUUGGCGUUCUGCCUAUGGCGGGCGGGGAGGUGAUGGAUGAAGGUCUGCGGGUGAGAGUGGACCGAGCCGCCGCCUUCAGAGCUGUCCUGGAUGGUGGGGCUACUGAGUACCUGACGCCCUCUGCUCAGAGGCAGGGCUGCGUGGUGCUCAACUGUCCGGCCCUGCAUCCAAAACCCGAACCCCCGACUCCUGAUAGCCUCACUCUGGGACACCUCAGGACGAUUUUGUUGGCUGACCAUAUGGGGGCCCUGUUGAAAGGGCAAGGAUUUACAGUGUCUCUGUGCCCCCUGCUGCCCGAAGACAGCAGCAUCGUCAAAUUCCUCCGCACUCUGGGCAUCGACUGGCCAACAUUCCCAGCCUACUGGACAAAUGAGGAGCGGGAGGCGAAGAUCCAGGAAGCGCUGGAUAACUCGACGUACAGAGAGAGGGAGAUUGAGAGAGACAGGAGGAUGAGCGGAGGGCCAGGCAGGAAGAAGGCGGACAAGAGUGAGAAUGAAGGAGCAGUUAGGAUCAAUUUAAAACGAGUGUUCCAGGAAGAGGGGCUGCAAGGGUAUGAUCCCAGCCUGGGAACCUGCACAGUCCACAGAGACAGCGUUUCCCAUCUGGCACAACUGGACCUCGCCACAGCUGACUGCACCGUUGCCAUGGCAACAGCCUUGCAUGUGACUUCCUGCCAAGAUGAGUUCCGCCAGCAGCAGAUAGCGAUGCUGUGGAGAGCCAGUGGGGCCACACACAGACAGAGACAUCUGGUGUGUGGGCCUGUCAAGACUCCUUCUUCUCAGCUCUCUUCUGCACAGUACCUGCAGCUUAGAAGAGGUCAAAUGAAGGAGGCCUCAGAGAUGAAAUAUGGAGAUCAAGUAGAAGGUCAGACAUGGGAUGACAUCAUCAGGGUCAUGAGCUCUGCUACAAUCAGAUUUGAGCUUCUCGCGACAGUCCACACCAGUCCGGUCACUUUGGAUGUCCAGAGAGAAGGCGGCGUGUCCACCAAAGGCCCGAGAGGCGGCGUGUUUGUGAUGUACAACUGCGCCAGACUGCACACGCUGUUCGACAGCUAUGACCGAGGGGUGGAAAAAGGUUUGUACCCAGAAAUCCCAGACGUCUCGGAACUGGACUUCUCUGCCCUCAAAGAAGAGGGUGAGUGGCUGCUCCUCUUCAAUUACCUCAUUCCCUUCUCCGAGCUGCUGGACCAAUCAGGACAAGUGUUGGACUGCGAAAGGGGAGGGGCCAGAGUCAAUCUCAAAACCGAGCAGGUCAGUAUUUGCAGGUUUCUGGUGUCUCUCAGUAAAGACUUCAGCUCAUACUACAACAGAGUCCACGUCCUGGGGGAGCCCUUGCCUCAUCUCUUCAACCAGAUGUUCUGCCGUCUGCAUCUUUUGAGAGCCUUGCGGGAGCUCUACCACAGCGCUCUGGAAACUCUCAACCUUCCCCCUAUUCGGCAACUAUAGCCUCCAUGUCUUGCACAUCACUCCGCUACUCCUGUUACUCACCUGUAGCCUCGUGUUCCACCAAGAGACAAUAUCGCAACCCUGCCCAUUUUAAUGAUCAAAUGAAAGUUAGUUUAGACUUACUCGUGAAAUCUGAGGCCACUUAGUUGUGUGUCUCAACACGGCUUAUCUUUAUAAUAUGAUGCUAAUUUUCUGUCCUUUCUCCUUGUGCCAAGUACAUAUAUUGUAGAACAUUGCCACGACAAAAUCUGCUUUUAAUGAGCCGUAUUCCCAAAUCCAUGUGAUUUAUCUAUCCUGUAUUUAUGAAUGGCAUAUAAAUAUAAUUUAUUGCAACUACUAAAAAAAGGUGUGUACAGAAUAGCUAUUGUAUGAUCCUUAAAAGCUGUCUUAUAAUUUCUAUUGCUCCUGUCAGGCUGUUGAAAUAAUGCACGAAAUAGCAUGAACAAAUUGCAUCUGAAGAUUUUUCUUUUUCAAAAUGAUUAUUUAUAAAUGUUGGGAGGGGACUGUCAUGAUUUAUUAUUUUUCUGUCAGUUUAUCAAGUGAUUGUGUUGCCAUUUCACCUUGGAUCAAAUGUGCCAUCGCUUGUUUUCAAAACUACACUACAACCAAAUGUCACUUCACUGCAUGAAACUAAAUGUUGAUUGUUGUUGCUUGUUCAGUCCAUUUUUAAAAAAUGACCUUUUCAUGUUUACGUGACAGUAGGGGGUGGAGGCAGGGAGGGAAAUGACCAAAAUAUGCUGAUUCAUUCACUGUAACUUGUUUGCCUCCAUGGCUAUGGUCAUAUUAUUAAAACAGGAGUGACAACCA